UUAAUCGUGGUUAACUUGUAUCACUGAAACGUCUCAUUUGUAUGAGUCGCCGCCGCGGGGCUGGCACCGGAUCUUUCUGAAGGUUUCCAGCCGAACAUGACUGAAGGUUUUUAGCCGUAUUUUCUCUGUAAAGAGACUUUUCUUCCAGCCGCGUUCAUUUUUCUGCACGGGAGACGUUUCAGCCUGAAAAUGAGCAGUUUAUUGGCGUGUAAGGAACCGUUUGGGAAAUUUGUCUUGGACUCGACAGCUGUUACAACAGCUGCCUUGACAACAUCAAAUCACUGGAAACAACCAUCCAACCACAAAGGCAGAGCAAGCUCUGAGCCCGUGGAGGACACAGACACCACAGACUUUGAGGCAGAAUUUUCCUUGGAGGCCAAUUAUCCAGUCCAAGUCACAGAUCCUCACGCAGAUGCCGUGACACUCCACCUGAGCUCCAUGCCUACCGGAUACCUGAGCCCCUCUCCAGAAAGCAGGAUAAGACAGCCAGUUGAAGAUGUGGAAGAAUGCACCUGCCCAACAUUUUCUUCACCGGACUGCCCCAAAGAACUGCAGAUCCUGAACAGCCCCUGUGAAAAAUGCUGCUGCCCUGCACCUCCUCCCAAGAUCAGCGACCUCAUGAAUGACAAAGACCUGCUGGACUUACUGCGGCUGAAAUUGGAUCCAAACCACUGCACCAUUAAAAACUGGAAGAACUUUGCGAGUCGCUGGGGGAUGAGCUACGAUGAACUGACCCUGCUGGAGCACCGGACCCAGGGCUCCUUGUCCCACAGCCCGACCCAGGAGUUCCUGCUGCGCUACAACCAGAAGACAGUCACCGAGCUGACGGAACUUUGCCGCAUCUAUCAGCGCAUCGACGUGCUGAGACUCCUGCAGAGCUGGAUAGAGAAUGACUGGCCAUCACGCUGGCAGCAGACUCACUGACCUGCCAGUAUAUUUAUAUGGUUUUACCCUUUAUGGGUUUCUCCUUUUUCAAGCUGACAACUUUUAGUAACUUUAGUAAAUUAAAGUAAAAAGAAAACAGCUGGAAACUGUAGAGAAUAUCAGAUAGUCUCAAACCUUAUGACCCUUUGUCUUUCAACUUUCAACUGCAGCUACAAACUAAAGUAAAUACAGGAAACAGUGACAUUUCUGACCUUUUCACACAGCCUGCUGUACAUUUCUGAGCUGGAAAAACACAUGCACAUUCAUAAAGGUGAUAUGAUCCAUCUGAGUUGAGGUCUGAUCAUACGGUGCGGGGGAUGAGUUGGCAACUCACCCACCACACACCAGCCUAAGCCAGAGCAUCACUAGUGUUGUUUAGCUUAGAGUUAACUUCUGAUUCCUCCUGCAGGGACGGCUUGUAACUUCUCUGGUGAAAAUGUUCUAAUUGACCAGUACUACAGUGGAUGAUAUUCAGUUAUUUACAUUUUUGAUAAAUUAACCAGAUGACUUUCCCUGACGUGGUCUGGAGACCGCUUUAUCUACUUGAAUUAUAGAACAUCUUUCUAACCUAAAAGCAUAUCUUUUUUUAUGGAAGAUUUACUGGUCAUCAAAUCUAAAACCAUUUGUUUGAUCAUAAAGCUGGACUAUAUGUAAGAUGAUCUGGAUGGAUGUUAUUAUGUAAUGCUGUUAUGAACAUAUAAAACGGAUAACAUAGUAGGAAGAUCAGUUUCAUUUUCUCUGCUGUGCAAGCAUCGAAGUGUCAAAGUGACUUUGAGCAAUAUUGUUAUUUUCCAGGUCUGUUGUUUGUUUAUUAUAUUAAAAAUACUGUGCAGAUAUUUGCUAAGGAAGCAGCAGCAGAUGACACAACUCACUGGAGGCUAAAGAAUAAGCCUAAACCAGGGUAAUGCCACAGUUCUGCUGGCUGUUUAUUUAUUUACAACCCCAGUUCCUAAAAAGCAGGGUCUCUGUGUAAAAUGUAAAUAAAACUGAAUGAAAUUAUUUCCAGAUCGAGCUAUAUUUUAUUCCCUGUAGAACAUAAACAGCAUAUUAGCUCUUGAAACUGAGACAUUUUACCAUUUCAUAGAAGUCUGCUGUCCA
This is a messenger RNA of Melanotaenia boesemani (Boeseman's rainbowfish), 2022 nucleotides long. It is a transcript of the gene edaradd, whose product is annotated as EDAR-associated death domain. Lineage: Eukaryota; Metazoa; Chordata; Actinopteri; Atheriniformes; Melanotaeniidae. Bases 190 to 924 code for a protein of 244 amino acids. Gene Ontology annotation, biological process: signal transduction. Gene Ontology annotation, molecular function: protein binding. The record is from RefSeq and is a predicted model, not a curated record. The transcript is spliced from 7 exons.